Molecule: messenger RNA, 1347 nt
Organism: Opisthocomus hoazin
Lineage: Eukaryota; Metazoa; Chordata; Aves; Opisthocomiformes; Opisthocomidae
Source: RefSeq, a predicted model, not a curated record
AUGGCCGGGGAGCCGGGGCUGCGCUGGGCCCUGCUGCUGUGCGGGGCCCUGCUGCUGGUGGACACAGCCCUGGGCUGCUCCUACGUGGGGGAAGAAGCGAGAGGCCUGCUGCGUGCCGCUGGCGAGGCGUCCUCCGAGCAUCCCGCCGCCCUCGUGCUGCGGGGCGUCAGCGUCAGCGAUGACCGGAACUUGGGUGAGGUGACUGAGUACAAAGUCCCGCAGGAAAAGCCUGACCCCUCUGCUCCCAUCGUCUUUGAAGCCUCAGCACCGUCGGUAUCCAUCCCACAUGCAGAGUCCCUGCUGCACGCCGAGUGUGAUGGGGAGGAGCUGACCUGUGAGAUCUCCCCGUACAGCUCCCAGCGGGCUGGUGACGGGCUGUGCCAUACCUCCUGGUUCAUGUCCACCCUGCGGCUCUCCGGCGGGAUCAGUAUCGCCCUCGUGCUCAGAGGACCCCACUGUGGCGGCUGGGAGGAGGAGGAGGAGCACGAUGCAACACUGCACCCAAAGCUGAGGCUUCCUAUGAGCAAGGAGGGGACGUUGCUGACCACAGUUGAAUUUCAGUUGUCAUCACGCAACACUUCUCUGCGCAUGCAUCUUGGUGGCUCGGUCACCCUCGACUGCCGCUUUGCCUUGGCUCCCAGCUCCUUGUUCUCCUCCCUGGAGUGGAGGAGGCAGCACCGAGGCAGUGGCCAGAGCCUAUUCCGGUACCAGGUGGGGAGCACAGGCCCAGCAUCGCAGCCAAAAGUCCAUGUGGAUGUGGCAGAGCUACUGGGGAGUGGAGACGCGUCACUUACCCUGCAAGGAGUGAGUGUGGAGGACGAAGGGAGCUACAUCUGUUUGGUGUCCACCCCGCUGCACCAGGCCCAGCACAUCAUCCAGCUGCACGUGGCCGCACCUCCAAGAGUUCGUAUCAUUCCAGCAGUGGUGUCAUUUGAGAGAGACGUGACAACUACUCUGGCCUGCAACAUUGCUGGCUAUUACCCCCUGGACGUCUUGGUGAGCUGGACACAGAAGACUCCUGAAGAUGAUACGGAAAUCCCUCUCUCAGAUGCACAUUUCUCCAGCCACCGGCAAAGCCAAGAUGGCACCUACAGCAUCACCUCCUACAUCAGCAUCAGCUCAGCCACAGCACGGGCACCAGCCACCUACAGCUGCCAUGUCUCACACGUGGCCCUGGCAGAGCCCAUCUCUGUGAGCACCCAUCUUAAGGCACCAGAGCAAAUGGGAUCGGAAGGACUGGUGGGGAGUUUCAUUGCUACCAUCAUCUUCAUCGUUGUCCUCUUCAUUGUGCUCAGGAGAAGAGCAGCUAGACCAAAGCCUGAGCAACUUCUAAGCACUUCGGAAUAG